UAAUUUAGUUUACAAUUAUUUAUGUUUUAGGUAGGAAAAAUAUUUUAUAAUGACAAUGGAAAGGAGAAUAAAGUUAAAAACUCUCAAUAGUCAUAUAACGUGUAAGAUUUGUCGUGGUUACUUCAUUGACGCUACUACUGUUACCGAAUGCCUUCAUACGUUUUGUAAAAGCUGCUUAGUGAAACAUUUAGAGGAAAAUAAUACCUGUCCAACAUGCAACAUCGUCAUACAUCAGUCACAUCCCCUUCAGUACAUCAGUUUCGACCGUACCAUGCAGGACAUAGUGUAUAAACUAGUGCCAGAUCUUCAAGACAAUGAAAUAAAGAGGGAAAGAGAUUUUUAUAGAGCCAGAGGGUUACCAUGUCCGAAGGAUGCUGCACUCGCAGCAGACAAACCGGGUGGUGGUGAUGAGCCAGACCAGCCUGACAACACCGAUUGUCAUCGCAAAGAUGAACAGGUCAAUCUGUGUUUGGAGUGUAUAUCUACUUCGCUGAGGACAUUAAAACGUAGUUUCAUUAGAACGUCAGCCCAGGCAACCAUUACUCAUCUCAAGAAAUUUGUAGCUAAAAAAGUUUUGAAUAACAUGGAUAAAUAUAGAGAUAUUGACAUUUUAUGUAAUGAUGAAUUGUUAGGUAAGGAUCAUACGCUUAAAUUUGUUUACGUUACCCGUUGGAGAUUUAGAGAUCCACCGCUCAGACUACAAUAUAGACCUAAAAUUGAUUUGUAAAUU
Aricia agestis (brown argus) is the source of this 730-nucleotide messenger RNA. It is a transcript of the gene l(3)73Ah, whose product is annotated as polycomb group RING finger protein 3. Lineage: Eukaryota; Metazoa; Arthropoda; Insecta; Lepidoptera; Lycaenidae. The record is from RefSeq and is a predicted model, not a curated record. The coding region runs from base 50 to 727 and encodes 225 amino acids. Gene Ontology annotation, biological process: regulation of transcription by RNA polymerase II. Gene Ontology annotation, cellular component: PRC1 complex. The transcript has 5 exons.